This is a messenger RNA of Brassica rapa (field mustard), 5440 nucleotides long. Its product is annotated as NAC domain-containing protein 86. The record is from RefSeq and is a predicted model, not a curated record. Lineage: Eukaryota; Viridiplantae; Streptophyta; Magnoliopsida; Brassicales; Brassicaceae. Gene Ontology annotation, biological process: regulation of DNA-templated transcription. Gene Ontology annotation, molecular function: DNA binding.
GAAAGUUUUUAUAUAAAAAUAUAUCGGAAAACAAAACAACUAACCAUCAAUGCAUAACGGAAAAGACGAGACAAAAGAUGAGACUGAGUUCUCUUUCUGGACUACAUCGCCCAUUUCCUCUCAUUUGAACCACGAUGCCCAUUCAUAGGCAGUGCCGUGCGAAGGUUUAAUGGAGCUUGGGGCGAGUAUAAAAAUGGGGCUUCUUAUAAAAAAAGUUUCCUGUCAAAAGUAUAAUAUAUAUUUGAAAACAUAAAAAAAAACUAAAACAAUAACUUGAAAAUACUAAGACAUAAUUUUUCUUCAUAUAUAACUUGAAAGUACUAAGACAUAAUAGGAGACAAUUGUUGGUAUACAGAAGAAAGAGAAAAGACGUGUGUUGGCUUGAAAAAUAGAUUGAUAUGAGAUUCUAUGUAAAAUAUUUAGGAAUCUAUAAAGGUUAAAGGAUUUACACUUUUUCCUUUUUUUUAUUAGAAAUUUGACAUAUACAACGAUAUUUUCUUGUUUGAAAUUUGGAAAAGUGACAAUAAAGUAAAAUUUCUUUUUUGGAAAAUAUCUACCAGAAAUUUAAGAAGAUCGAACAUGGAUUGAAUGGGUAAACAAUUAAAUAAAACCAAUAUGUUACUAAAUAUUUUUAGAAAUCUGGGGGCCCUAAAAAAAUUAUUUAUUUUGGGGGUCAGGGGCAAAAGCCCUUUUGGUAACACUUGAGGCACGGCACUGUUCAUAGGGCUUGGAUCACAUCGCCCAUUUCUUCUCUCUCAGUGAUCUUCACCCGCUCGAAGCAUGUCGUAUACUUCAUCUCCUUUGGAACACGUCAUCCAUUCCUCGAACUUGGAUCAGCUCGCAAACUUCUCCAUGAUUAGAGCACGUCACCCACUUCUCGGAAAAAUCAAAUCACAUAUUAUGAGUAUUUAAAUGUUAUGUUUUUUUUUUGGAACGAAUGUUUAAUUGUAUUCAUCAAAAGCUCUGUUUUACAAUGAGUGCAACGAUGGUGAAAAAAUCUUAAUAUUUACAAAAACUCAUUUCUUAAACACAUGUGUUUAACCAAAGACGAUGUAUUCCCUCGUACUUCUUCUCUCGGGAGUUCACCAGUAGAGAGAGGCGAUUGUGAAUGUUCUUGUCAACUGUCUUGUGGAUCGAGGAAAACGUGGAAGGAGGGGGGGGGGGGGUCUCCAUGGCUAUGCAUAUUUCUUUCCAUCCAGACAGAGUGAAUUGUGAUCUGAAAUGCAUAGUGUAUAAGGAAAAACCGUUGGCAGUCCAAGUCAUUUUUUGCAAGUUCCUAGACAGUAUUCAACUACUCAGAGGUGUGGUGGUGUCCGAGCAUGCCUUUCGUGAGAUUACUCCAAAUCUUUCUAGAGAAUCGCACUGGAAGAACAUAUGAUUUGUCGACUCUGCACCAUUGUUACAAAGACAACAUGUUGAACAAGUGAUUUUAUCCAAAGUACCUUACGAUCAUAUGUUCAUGUUUUAAAUACUACUAUUCAUGUUUCUAAACAAUAUAAUAGUUAAAAUUGUAUCUUUUUGUCAUCAGAAUAAACAGAUUCGAUUAAGACUCUUAUAACCAAACAUGGGACUCCGUGUCAAUGUAGACAAUUUGAGACGGUUGGAUACAAACACCACGUGCAAGACUAUCCGCCUUUUUGUUUUGAGUCCGGGUACAUGCGCGAUCAUGAAUGUUAUGAAACUUACCUUCAUCUGUUGUAUUUCUUCGAGAUAGGAUGCAACAGCGGUCAUUCUUCUAGUUCCAAAACCCUUUUCACCCGUUGCAAACAAUCUGCCGCAAACGUUAGGUGAAAUUAUCGUAGAUUUCGCAUACAUUCCAUUGGCCAUAUAUAUAAAGGCUUCAAAUUUCGUGUGAAGUGCAGAUAUACUAUUUCUUAUGUUUCCGGCCUCCAUCAAUCCAUCAAAACAUUCAAGUGUAGUAUACCAACCAUGACCAGAAAAAAAUUUCUUUAUCUUUCCAAGACCUAUCUGUAAAACACCAUCUCCCUAUUCUCCUAGGUUAAAAAUUAACUAUUUGAAGGUUUAAAUUGUAAAAUAUUUUUAUUAAUAUAAAAUAAAUCAAUUAACAGAUUAAAUUCUAAAAUAUAUAAGAUCUUGAAAUCAAUCAAUUUACAUUAAAUAAAUUUAACAAUAACAGUUUUAUAUAUCAGAAUUAUUUUAAAUAAAUGCAAAUAUUUAUAACAGUUCAUUACGGAAAUUCAUAAUACAGAUUAAAAAAAAAUAAACUGAAAUAGUAUUUAAUAUAUAUAUUUUUAUAUUUAAUAUAAUUAUGAAGCAAUAAAAUUAUAUUUUUAUUAAAUUAUAUUGUGUUAAAAAAUAUUUUCUACUUGUAUUACUUACAUAUCUAUAUUAUUUGCGAAGUGAUUUUUCGAAUCCGAGCUCUCACGUUAAAAGUUAGAGUGGUUAAUAUCGUUUAUUCCCUUAAUGAAUAAAAUAUAUAAAUUACCUACAAAAUAAAAAAGAAUUUAAAUUAUUUUGAUUAGACAAGUGAUUAAAACUAAUAAUAAUUAUUAUUAUCUAAAAUCCAAAUAUAUAUUUUAAAAUAAAAAAGAUAAUUUAUAUAUAUACUAUGUUAUCUGGAAAAUAUCAUUAAUAAUUGUUAAAAAAAUAGAAAACACAUAUUACUAAAUCUUAAUGAAGUAUUAAUUUUAUAUAAUUGAAAAGGGAAUAUUGAAUGAUUUUUAAGAUUGACCUAUUAAUAAUAAAUAUAAUGUACGAAUAAUUUUUUUUAAAAAUAUACAUAAAAAUGUUCAAAUGCAAAUAUAAAUAAUAAUUGGUUGACAAAAAUAAAUUAUAUAUAAUAAUGUAUUAUAAUAGUCUUUUAGUUAGUAAAUAAUGUAUUAACUUUAAUAAGUAAUUACAAAAUGUUCAUGCCCGCAAAGUUAACGCAUGUAUAAACAAAGAAAAAACUAUUUAUAUGUUAACGUUUUUUUAUUUUGAAACUUAUGUUAACGUGUUUUUCUAAUAUGUUUAACAUCUAACUGAAAAAGCUUAAUGAGAAUCAAAUUUACGCGGAAAAUAUAUAAAAUAAUAGAUAAAAUAAACACAUUAAAGUAAAAGAAAAGAUAAAGUGCAAAAGAUGUUGUGGGGUUUGCAAUUGGCAACCGACUCAAAAUGCUUUUUCAGCUUCUUUACAUAGUUUUAAUCUCUUUUUGUCUUUCUUACAGUUCCAUCGUUGAUCGAUCGAAUUCAAACCCUUAUAUUACGCUUCUUUUUCUUAUAUAACUCUCUUUAUAAUCCCAACUCUCCUUCUCCUUUGCUCUCUCAACUCGCAAGUUCUAUAUAUGUUCACAUUUAUCUCUUUAAUAUAUUUCUUUAUCAUUAGCUUCUAGCGAGGAAGUAGAUAUGGCUCCUGUUUCAAUGCCUCCUGGUUUCCGGUUUCAUCCAACAGACGAAGAGCUUGUCAUCUACUACCUCAAACGAAAGAUUAAUGGCCGGACGAUCGAAUUAGAGAUAAUUCCCGAGAUUGAUCUUUACAAAUGCGAGCCCUGGGAUUUACCCGGGAAGUCCUUGCUCCCAAGUAAAGACCUAGAAUGGUUUUUCUUCAGUCCCAGAGACCGGAAAUAUCCCAAUGGAUCCAGAACUAACCGGGCGACAAAAGCAGGUUACUGGAAAGCCACAGGAAAAGAUCGUAAAGUUACUUCCCAUUCGCGGACUGUCGGAACAAAGAAAACGCUAGUUUAUUAUCGAGGACGAGCGCCUCACGGCUCUCGUACCGAUUGGGUCAUGCAUGAGUACCGUCUUGAAGAGCAAGAAUGCGACUCCAAGUCCGGCAUACAGGAUGCGUAUGCACUUUGUCGAGUAUUCAAGAAGAGUGCUUUAGCCAACAAGUUAGAAGAACAACAUCAUGGAAUGAAGAGGAAGAAAGCAACGACUAAUAGUGAAAAAUCUACUUCUAGUACUUGUUUGUAUUCUGAUGGAAUGUAUGAAAAUCUAGAAAACUCGGGAUAUCCGGUCUCACCCGAUCACGGAUUAACUCAACUGGGUAACAUUUCUUCGUCCGAUAUGGAAACGAUAGAGAACAAAUGGAGUCAUUCUAUGUCGCAUGACACGUCUUAUAACUUCCCAGCACAGUCACAGUUUUGUUCUCAAUAUGGAACAAUCACAUAUCCUCCCUCAAAGGCCGAGAUAGCGUUCGAGUGUGCAAGACUAAAAAAUCGUAUGUUGCCGCCAGCACCACCACUCCACGUUGAAGAUCUCGCACAUAGCGAACAUUUGGGAACCAAUGUAGCUAAUGACACGGAUCAAAUGUUGAGCAAGAUCAUAGCAUUAGCUCAAGCUUCUCACGAGCCACACAACAGUCUAGGCUCAUGGGAAUUUGCUUCUGCUUCCGGAAACUUUCAGGGAGACGUUUGCUAUCCCGGAGAAAAAGCCUCAGGUUCAUGGGUAGAGGCGAACAUGAAGGCUGUUGAUAUGCAAGCGCAUGAUGGGAGGUUUAAGGAAGAGAGAAUUGUCGAGAACUUGAGAUGGGUAGGAGUAUCAAACAAGGAACUAGAAAAGAGCUUCAUUGAAGAACACUCCACAGUAGUUCCUAUAGAAGAUAUUUGGAGUUAUCGUACGGAUAGUCAUGAACAUCAAGAUGGUGAGGGAGUUAACAACAAUGGAGAUGUGGAUGAUGUUUACACACUUGAGUUCUCCGAAAACGAACUCAACGCCAAUAAUUCGGACAAGAUAAACAACAAUGAUCAUGACGCAACGAGUUCACCUCGUUUUGAGAUGGUUAACAAAGUUGAGGUUAGCCAUGGAUUGUCUGUUACAACUCGUCAGGUAACCAAUACAUGCUUUCAACAGAUUGUACCAUCUCAAACCGUAAUUGUUUACAUAAAUCCAACGGGUACCGUAAACUGUGGACAUGAGAAGAAACUAACGGAGGAGGUUCAUGUCGUUAAGCAGAUUAAUCCGCGAAUUGACAGCUUUGUCUCCAAAAUUCUUGGACCGUGGAGAAGAUUUGCGUUUAUUGGUUUCGUUCAUAUCCUCUUAUUAAUAUACUGUGCUAAUCAAGGAGGUAACUCUAAUGAAAACCAACGCAGUGAAGGAGAUUGUAACGAUCGGGGAAAAAUACUAAAUACGAAAUGCUGUAGUGAGAAAAAUAUUUGGAAGAAGAAGAACGAGAAAAACAUAGUUGAUGAAAAAGUUUUCAGCGUUCAAGAUAGUUUUAUGUUGAAGAAGUUGGGGCUUUCUGUUGCUGUUACCUUAACUGUUUCAACCAUAUGUCUUAUAUUUAAUGUGAAGUUCAAUAUGGAUUUGCACUUUUUCUAUUGUACUACGGACUAUAUGUCUAGGAGGGCUUUCCUCUCCUUUGCUUUCUUUUUUACUUUUUCAUUUUUCUACACCGUCUGAAAUCUACGUAUUAUGUGCUACUUUACAUCAUGUAAUGUAGUUUUUCUUCCUUUGUUAGUAACCAAUAUGACCUCUCGGUAAUCAACCUUUUAAAAUUUGA